ACACGGGCUAGCGACUAGCAGGGGGCGUGGGCGGGGCAGGGCUAAGCCAGCCGAGUACCUGCUCGAUUGUUCUGGCCUGGCUAUGGCGCCUCUCCUCCCCCCCGCCAUGGCUCCCCGUGUCCCUGCUCCGCUCCUCUCAGUGAGUGAAAGUGGCCGCCGCCGCCGCCGGCCCAGCGCCCGCAGCCGCCUCAGCGCCGCCGCCAUCUUGGGGUCCCAGGAGCCGCCGAGGGAGCGAGCUAGGAGCGUUCCCGUCCAACGCGGUCACCGUCCCUCCGCCUCGGAGAGCGAAGCGCGGCUCCACAGUCGGCGGGGCGACCCCCCCCUCCGGACCCCGCCCGCACCCCGCCCCCCCUCCGCCGCCGCCGCGGCGGCGGGGCCCCUCGGCCCGAGCUGUGCAGUUGGAGGUCCUCGUGCAUGAAGACAGAUUUGUUCUAUGGCCUCGGAGUUGGGUGCCGGGGACGAUGGCAGCUGCACUGAGCUGGCAAAGCCCCUUUAUCUUCAGUACCUGGAGAGAGCCUUGCGGUUGGACCAUUUUCUGCGACAAACAUCAGCCAUCUUCAACAGGAAUAUUUCUAGUGACGACAGUGAAGAUGGACUGGAUGACAAUAAUCCCUUAUUGCCUGAGUCUGGGGAUCCCUUAAUACAAGUAAAAGAAGAGCCUCCAAAUUCCUUGCUUGGCGAAACCUCUGGAGCAGGCAGUUCUGGGUUGUUGAACCCGUAUUCACUGAACGGAGUUCUGCAGUCAGAAUCAAAAUCUGACAAGGGGAAUUUAUAUAACUUCUCUAAGUUGAAGAAAAGCAGAAAGUGGCUAAAGAGCAUUCUUUUAAGUGAUGAGUCCAGUGAGGCAGAUUCUCAGAGUGAAGACAAUGAUGACGAUGAAGAAGAACUCAGUCUCAGCAGAGAAGAACUUCACAACAUGCUUCGAUUACACAAAUAUAGGAAACUUCACCAAAAUAAAUAUAGUAAAGAUAAGGAGUUGCAGCAGUACCAGUACUACAGUGCAGGCCUGCUCUCUACAUACGACCCUUUCUAUGAGCAACAGCGUCACUUGCUUGGACCCAAAAAGAAGAAAUUCAAGGAAGACAAGAAGCUUAAAGCCAAGUUGAAAAAAGUGAAGAAAAAAAGAAGACGCGAUGAAGAGUUUUCCUCUGAAGAAUCUCCACGUCACCACCAUCACCAGACCAAAGUCUUUGCUAAGUUUUCUCAUGAUGCACCUCCCCCUGGCACCAAGAAGAAACACUUAUCCAUUGAGCAGCUUAAUGCCCGCCGCAGGAAAGUGUGGCUGAGCAUUGUGAAAAAGGAACUACCAAAGGCCAACAAGCAGAAGUCUUCAGCUCGAAACUUAUUUCUUACGAAUAGCCGAAAGCUUGCCCAUCAAUGCAUGAAGGAGGUGCGUCGAGCUGCUUUGCAAGCACAGAAAAACUGUAAAGAGACUCUGCCUCGUGCCCGGCGCCUAACAAAGGAGAUGCUUCUGUACUGGAAGAAGUAUGAGAAGGUGGAAAAGGAGCACCGCAAGCGAGCGGAGAAGGAAGCUUUGGAGCAGCGGAAGUUGGAUGAGGAAAUGCGGGAGGCCAAGAGGCAACAACGAAAACUCAACUUCUUAAUCACUCAGACAGAAUUGUAUGCUCAUUUCAUGAGUCGAAAACGUGAUAUGGGGCAUGAUGGAAUCCAGGAAGAAAUCUUAAGAAAACUAGAAGAUAGUUCUACCCAGAGACAAAUUGACAUUGGUGGAGGAGUGGUGGUUAACAUCACCCAAGAAGACUAUGAUAGUAACCAUUUUAAAGCCCAGGCCCUGAAGAAUGCUGAAAAUGCUUACCAUAUUCACCAAGCUCGAACAAGGUCAUUUGAUGAAGAUGCAAAAGAAAGUCGGGCAGCUGCCCUUAGGGCAGCAGACCAGCCUGGCUCUGGGUUUGGGGAGAGUUAUAGCUUAGCGAAUCCAUCUAUCCGGGCCGGUGAGGAUAUUCCACAACCCACUAUUUUCAAUGGCAAGUUGAAAGGUUACCAGCUGAAAGGCAUGAACUGGUUAGCAAAUUUAUAUGAACAGGGUAUUAAUGGAAUCCUUGCUGAUGAAAUGGGUCUUGGUAAAACUGUACAGAGCAUUGCCCUCCUGGCCCAUCUGGCUGAGAGAGAAAAUAUUUGGGGACCUUUCUUAAUAAUUUCACCUGCUUCUACACUUAAUAAUUGGCACCAGGAGUUUACAAGAUUUGUUCCUAAAUUUAAGGUGCUACCAUAUUGGGGAAAUCCUCAUGAUAGAAAAGUUAUCCGGAGAUUCUGGAGUCAGAAGACCUUAUAUACUCAGGAUGCUCCCUUCCAUGUGGUUAUCACUAGCUACCAGCUGGUGGUUCAGGAUGUCAAGUAUUUCCAGCGGGUCAAGUGGCAAUACAUGGUACUGGAUGAAGCUCAGGCACUGAAGAGCAGUUCCAGUGUUCGUUGGAAGAUUCUCUUACAAUUCCAGUGUCGGAAUCGACUUUUGUUAACUGGAACCCCCAUUCAGAAUACCAUGGCAGAGCUCUGGGCUCUGCUACAUUUCAUUAUGCCUACAUUAUUUGAUUCACAUGAAGAAUUUAAUGAAUGGUUUUCCAAAGACAUUGAAAGUCAUGCUGAAAACAAAUCUGCUAUUGAUGAGAAUCAACUCUCUCGUUUACACAUGAUUUUGAAACCAUUUAUGCUGAGAAGAAUCAAAAAAGAUGUAGAAAAUGAAUUGUCUGAUAAGAUUGAGAUUCUAAUGUACUGCCAAUUGACCAGCCGACAAAAACUCUUAUAUCAGGCACUAAAGAAUAAAAUUUCCAUUGAGGACUUACUGCAGUCUUCAAUGGGCUCCACACAACAAGCACAGAACACCACCAGCAGCCUCAUGAAUUUAGUCAUGCAAUUCAGGAAGGUGUGUAAUCACCCAGAGUUAUUUGAACGGCAAGAAACGUGGUCUCCAUUUCACAUUUCUCUAAAGCCAUAUGAAAUUUCAAAGUUUAUCUAUCGUCAUGGACAGAUCAGGGUCUUCAACCACUCACGAGAUAGGUGGUUGAAGGUUCUUCUUUCUCCAUUUGCACCAGACUAUAUCCAGCAGUCUCUCUUCCAUAGAAAAGGUAUUAAUGAAGGAAGCUGUUUUUCUUUCCUUCGAUUUAUUGAUGUCUCGCCAGCAGAGAUGGCAAGCCUCAUGCUUCAGGGACUUUUGGCCAGGUGGUUAGCUCUUUUCCUAUCUCUGAAGGCCUCCUACAGGCUCCAUCAGAUGCGCUCUUGGGCAGAGCCGGACGGGAAGAGCCACCAGAGCUAUCUGAGAAACAAGGAUUUUCUCCUUGGAGUUGAUUUUCCACUUUCCUUCCCCAACCUUUGCAGCUGCCCUUUGUUAAAGUCUCUUGUUUUCAGCAGCCACUGUAAAGCAGUGAGUGGCUACUCAGACCAGGUUGUCCAUCAGCGGAGAUCAGCUACCUCCUCACUUCGUUGCUGCAUCCUCACUGAGCUGCCGUCUUUUUUGUGUGUGGCCAGUCCACGAGUCACCGCAGUGCCGUUGGAUUCUUACUGUAAUGACAGAAGUGCAGAGUAUGAGAGAGGAGUUCUGAAGGCAGGAGGGAGUCUGGUGGCCAAGCAGUGUCUGUUGAAUGGUGCUCCUGAGCUGGCUACGGAUUGGCUGAAUCGCAGGUCCCAGUUCUUCCCAGAGCCAGCUGGAGGGCUGUUGAGCAUUAGACCCCAGAAUGGCUGGUCUUUCAUCAGAAUUCCAGGCAAGGAGAGCCUCAUCACUGACAGUGGAAAGCUGUAUGCCCUUGAUGUCCUGUUGACUCGGCUCAAGUCUCAAGGACACAGGGUCCUUAUCUACUCUCAGAUGACCAGAAUGAUAGACCUGCUGGAGGAAUAUAUGGUAUACAGGAAGCAUACCUACAUGAGGCUGGACGGCUCAUCUAAGAUCUCAGAGAGACGGGACAUGGUUGCUGAUUUUCAGACCAGGAACGACAUCUUUGUGUUUCUGUUAAGCACACGAGCUGGAGGACUGGGUAUCAAUCUCACAGCUGCGGACACAGUCAUUUUCUACGACAGUGACUGGAACCCCACUGUAGACCAGCAGGCCAUGGAUAGGGCCCACCGCUUGGGGCAGACAAAGCAGGUCACUGUGUACCGGCUUAUCUGUAAAGGCACAAUUGAGGAGCGUAUUCUGCAGAGAGCCAAGGAAAAGAGUGAGAUUCAGCGCAUGGUGAUUUCUGGUGGGAACUUCAAACCAGAUACCUUGAAACCCAAAGAGGUGGUUAGCCUUCUUCUAGAUGACGAGGAACUGGAAAAGAAACUGAGACUGCGGCAGGAAGAGAAACGGCAGCAGGAGGAAAGCAACCGAGUGAAAGAACGCAAACGCAAGCGGGAGAAGUAUGCAGAGAAGAAGAAAAAGGAAGAUGAGUUGGAUGGGAAGAGGAGGAAAGAGGGUGUGAACCUCGUGAUCCCGUUUGUUCCCUCUGCUGACAACUCCAACCUCUCCGCCGAUGGGGACGAUUCCUUCAUCAGUGUCGACUCAGCCAUGCCCAGCCCUUUCAGUGAGAUCUCAAUCAGCAGUGAACUGCACACUGGCUCCAUUCCCCCUGACGAGAGCAGCAGUGACAUGUUAGUCAUCGUGGAUGACCCAGCCUCCUCAGCACCUCAGUCUAGAGCCACCAACUCUCCUGCUUCCAUCACAGGCUCUGUGUCAGACACUGUGAAUGGAAUUUCCAUUCAGGAAGUGCCAGCUGCAGGACGUGGUCACUCAGCUCGAAGCCGAGGCCGCCCCAAGGGUUCAGGAAGCACAGCCAAAGGAGCAGGCAAAGGCCGAAGCCGCAAGUCCACUGCAGGCAGUGCUGCUGCCAUGGCAGGAGCCAAAGCAGGGGCUGCAGCAGCUUCCGCAGCUGCUUAUGCUGCAUACGGGUACAAUGUGUCUAAAGGAAUCUCCGCAAGCAGUCCUCUGCAGACAUCCAUUGUCCGACCUGCUGGCCUUGCAGACUUUGGACCUUCAAGCGCCUCUUCUCCCUUAAGUUCCCCUCUGAGCAAAGGAAAUAAUAUUCCUGGGACUCCUAAAAGCCUCCACAUGACCAGCAGCCUAGCCUCAGACUCCUUGAUCCGGAAACAGGGCAAAGGCACCAACCCCUCUGGAGGACGGUAACCAUGGUAACCAUCUCUGCCCUCUAGCUUCCUUCAACCAAACCAGGGGCUACAGUCCUGAGCCAUAGGUGGUCUUUGGAUGGCUUGCCUAGUGUGGCAUCUUGCAUCCUAUUUGGAGAGUGGAAAGGACCAGAUGUAGCAGGAGAGGACAGGCAGGUGGUUGGUGUGAGCACUUUUAUCACCUGUUUCCAAAGGAAUAUCCUGGGUUCGGCCCCACAGCAUCCUAGAUGUACUCUGCAGCCGUACUCUUAACCUCUUUUUGGGGAAGGGCCUGACGCAGACCCCUUUUACAGAUGCUCAUGCACACUGUCUCUACCCCAUCCCACUCUUCAGCUCUGACCAUGUCCCUCAUGAAGGAUCCAUGGGUGCUGUGAAGAGCCUUCCAUAGUGGAGACUUGUCUAAAGGUUAUGGAUUCCUGCAGGGCUAGGAAGGAGGGAGUGGUUCCCUGGCAUCCACAGUCUGGGAGCUCUCCUGGGUCUCUAAACACUGUUUGCCACAGUGUCAUCACUGAAGAAAAGAAUGCAGUGAAUGCCAGAGAAGAUGGUGGCUGUAAGGAUGAGAGAGGCUGGAGCAAGCAGAGCCACAGGCAGUUAUCCCAGCAUUUCCCCCACUGUCCAGCACAGUUCACACCAGGGAAGCUUUAGGUCCCACCAGCAACAGUAGCAGCAGCUCCCACUCUGGGACCUCCCAGAAGCCAGUAAGAGACCAGGAACCACCUCAAGCAGCAGGACAUCCUCACCCCCUCUUGCAGACGCCCCUUUGCCCAUCCUGAAUGCACAGCCUCCCUGGCUUUGCCCUUCAGCCCCUGCUUGGCUGUAUGCACUGUCUGUAUUGCACUGAGAAAGAAGGGACAGCAGGAGUGAGAUGGGGACAGAGCUGCCUCAGCACCACCCCUCCCAGCCCUGCCCCACUCGCCUGAGCUUGCUGCCCUCUGAGAGGGGAAGGGCGGCUGGGAGGGCUUUCCACCUGAUGUCCCUGGUGGAACAGGUGCUUCUGGGCGGGCCAGCCUCUAAUUUGCACACCUGAAAUCGCGGAAUUGAGUUUAGAUAGAUUGAUUUUUUUAAACCCUUUUUUUUUUUUCUUUUGGAGUAGGUGUAGGGGAAUCAUUUAAUUUAAAUCAUAAAGAUUCCCCUACCCAAACCCUGACUCCUAUGUACAGAUGCUCUUUAGAGGGAAUCAGAAAAAUGCCAAGCCUUUUUUUCUCUUUGAAUGUGCUGUCUAUUUUUAUAACUGAACUUGUACAUAUGUAUAAAGAGAGACACAUCUUUCUUUUACUAACUGGAUAAAAAAAAAUCUUAAAUAAAAUGGAGUGAGAUAAUUUUAUGUAAA
Messenger RNA from Mus pahari (shrew mouse), 6442 nucleotides. It is a transcript of the gene Ino80, whose product is annotated as INO80 complex ATPase subunit. The record is from RefSeq and is a predicted model, not a curated record. The coding region runs from base 434 to 5113 and encodes 1559 amino acids. Lineage: Eukaryota; Metazoa; Chordata; Mammalia; Rodentia; Muridae. Gene Ontology annotation, biological process: DNA repair; DNA-templated transcription; chromatin remodeling. Gene Ontology annotation, cellular component: nucleus; Ino80 complex. The transcript has 36 exons. Gene Ontology annotation, molecular function: DNA binding; ATP binding; histone binding.